CCGUGUUCAUGACCGGUACGAUCGUUUCCAUAGUUGCCACUAUGACCUCUCUGUACGAUCUCUGGAUCUCUCCGAUUUUUGCCAGAGUUCUCUCUCCUGAUCUGCGUGAGGGGUGUUCGCACAUAAGGUCCAAGGCUGCGUCACGGUACACCAAGGGUCAUCCAUCCUGCGUAGUAGAGAGGGGAAACAACGCGUUCUGCGGUAUGGCCUUGGAUCCCGAGAGCUUGCAGUCGCCAGUGCCACCGUCUGGGCUCGCCACUGCGAGAGAUCACACUAUUGAGGACCGAGCUCGCUACGCUGGACUGUACGGUGUGGCUGGCUCUCUGACUGAUGGCUGCGAGACCGAACCAGUCCUCUUUUCCCCUCCAGAUCUGGAUCCCGCUGCUGCCCCGCCAUCAGCGUAUACGGCGUCGAGAGCUGAGUGGGGGUCUCUGUGGAAACCCCCGUGUUGGGAACGGGCGCGCCGCCGCAAUUCGGACGUCAUCAGGCGGAAGGCCAGAAGUGAUCAUGAGGGGUCGGUGCUUGUAGAAGGACAACGCUAA
Acaulospora colombiana is the source of this 542-nucleotide messenger RNA. NCBI's taxonomy places the organism in Eukaryota, Fungi, Glomeromycota, Glomeromycetes, Diversisporales, Acaulosporaceae. The record is from the annotation of a GenBank genome assembly.